UUCAGAUAAUCUGUCAAAAAUGACGACAUAAUUAGCACGAAAAUAUCACUUUUCAUCAAAACAAAGGGAACUGUCGUGAUUAUGAGUCGUAGCUAGUAAAUUAGAAGCAUAAUUCCGCCAUAACAAAGGUUCAAACAGUGUAAAACAUUUAAACGAAAUUGACAAAGCUAUGUUUUAAUUGCCUUAGAAUCUACUUAUGUGAUUGUGUACAUUUAUUAAAAAUAAAGUCGUAUAGCGACCAUGGCUGCUGCGUUAGCUAACGACUCGCCUAAAUACAGAAACAGUUUGAUAUGUUGCAGUCCAAGGACAAUCGAAGCUGACUCUAUAACGCCAUCAUCAUCUUCCACUUCUGGAUGCGUGUCAGCGGACGAGAGUUACGACUCUAGCUUACCAAGAGCGAUAGUGAAUAAAAAACUAAAAAUCCACGGCUCCGCGUCACGAGAGGAAGUAGAAAGAGCGAUAAUACAAUGUAAGGAAUUGGUUUUAUCGAGUGCGCAGUGUUCCGACGAACGAAAAUGGUUAGUGCGGUAUUUAGUCGAGUUAAGAUGGAGGCUGGAGGAUUUGAAGGAGAACAAUGGGGAGUCCAGACAACGUGUUUCGAUAAAGGGACAUCAUUUUAUAAAACAGACAACGAUAUCUAGCAGAAAACAGUAUUGUGAUCAUUGCAGUGGUGUUAUAUGGAGCAUAGUGCAAGCAUCGUACGUUUGUACUGACUGUGGUUAUCUGUGCCACUGUAAAUGCAUAGAUCAUGUGUGUAGAGUCUGUGCACAUGUUGUAAUGACCGAAAAAGGUGAGUUCGAAAUGAGUAUAUGCCCCGAAAAAGGACUCGCCGCUCAAGAUUAUAAAUGUGCUGAAUGUGAGACAACCCUAACAUUUAAGGAUUUGUGGAACGAACCUCGUCUCUGUGACUACACUGGCCUAUAUUUCUGUGGUACAUGCCAUUGGAAUGAUAUGUACGCGAUCCCAGCACGAGUCGUCCACAACUGGGACUGGGAGAAGCGUUAUAUAUCACGUAUUGCAUACCAGAUGCUAACAUUAUCAUGGACACGGCCUUAUAUUGAUGUGGAACAGAUAAAUUCUAAAUUGUUCAACUUUAUAACAGAGUUACAGUGGGUUCAUAAAAUGAGGACGGACUUGCAAUGGAUGCGGCGGUACCUAUGCGCUUGCACAGAAGGUACAACUCUAUUGUCUCCGUUAUUUGUUCAGCUCGGAGAUGUCAACAACAAGUAUAGCAUGGCACAUUUACAAGCUAUUAAUGAUGGAUCAUUAGAAUCUAAUUUGACAGAAUUAACGGAAAUCUGUCGAGCCCACAUAACGAAAUGUGAAUUGUGUUCUGGCAAAGGUUAUAUUUGUGAAAUCUGCAGUAACAAUGAAGUGAUAUAUCCAUUUGACAAUGGUGCAAUAAUGUGUGAAAAGUGCAACUCUGUCUACCACAGAAGUUGCUGGCUACGCAAGGGACAGAACUGUUUAAAAUGCAUCCGUUUGGAGGAACGUAAAAAAAGUAAAACUGACGAUGAUGAGAUAGAUUCAAAUGUAGAAUAUGACAUAGAUAAAUUUGUUGAUUAAUAAUUAUUUUUUUAUCUGUGUUUUAA
Galleria mellonella (greater wax moth) is the source of this 1592-nucleotide messenger RNA. It is a transcript of the gene DEF8, whose product is annotated as differentially expressed in FDCP 8 homolog. The coding region runs from base 241 to 1566 and encodes 441 amino acids. Lineage: Eukaryota; Metazoa; Arthropoda; Insecta; Lepidoptera; Pyralidae. The record is from RefSeq and is a predicted model, not a curated record. The transcript has a single exon.